AUGGGUUUAUAUUAUUCUCAACCAGCAGUGGUUGUUGUAAAGAUCUGUAACAAUCAGUUGAAUGUACCGGAUUAUAUUGCGUUGCACAUACUAGAGUAUCUCAAUGAUUGUUGUAGGAAUCAAACACUCUAUAAUCCGUUGCGUCUCAGUCUGCGAAACUAUCGAUCUAUUGCACCAACUUGGAAGUCGACAACUUGGCGGUGCGCUUCCCAUACCGCAUGCGUAGUCGCACCAAUUUCCAAUACUCAAUCAUGCCGUACCACAACUAAAUACACUCAAACAACUGCGCACUCUAAAGCUAAAGAACAUUCUAUCGAAUAUGAUACAGGAAUUUAUAUUGGCAAUCGACGACAUGAUUCAACUCUCACGACUUUCCAUCAAUUGCCAAACGAUGGCAACGAAGCUGCUCUACGAAUAUCUGGCGAGUGGAGCCAAGCCAGCACUCAGACAUCUCAAGAUAUAUGGAAUGAUGAUCCUCAUUGUCUUGAUAAAGUAGACUUUUAUCACAAGAGUCUAAAUAUAGCAUCACCUUACUUUGAUGAAAACAAUAAUGGCAAGAUCGAAUCACUCAAAGGAUAUGAUCAACUCGAUGAUAUUCUUAAACAAAGAAGAAUUCAAGCCAAGUUAAAUGCAUACAUUUUUAGUGCAAGUUCAAAUUAUUUCCCUCGAAUAGUAUUAGGUUUCUUGGAUGGUUGUUUCUUGGUUUACGAUCCAUUCGUCGAUAAAUCUAUCGAAUCAAUGAAAGAAAUGUAUAGCUCACUAGUAAAAGCAUUGGAAGCGGUUAAAGAAGAAGAGAUGCAUAAUGAAGAGAAACAAACAAAAACAAAGACAUCAGUACCAUAUUUAAAAGACAUAAUAUUCUUUGUGGUUGCAACAAAAGCAGAUAGAAUAAAUGAAAUUAACAAUGAAAAGGUGGCAUCAAACUACAAUGACGUCGAACAAUGGAGAAUAUCGAAUGGUAUCAAGCACCAUUAUCUUACCUCUUCCAAAGAAAACUUUAACAUCGAUCAAAUAUUCCAAUCUAUGACAUUGGAAGUAUUAAAGCAUAGAUCAUUUAAUAAUUUAGUUGUAGAUGAUCAAAAAGCAUCAACAAAUGUAUCAACAUCAUCCUCAUCAUCGAUACCAAAUUCAUCUCCUUACUUUGAUGAAAACGACAGUGGAGUGAUCGAAUCACUCAAAGGAUAUGAUCAACUCGAUGAUAUUCUUAAACAAAGAAUUCGCGCCAAGAUACAUGUAUUCGUUAAAAAUGCAAGCUCACAUUACUAUGUGUUUCCUCGAGUACUUGUAGGUUUCUUGGAUGGUUGUUUCUUGGUUUACGAUCCACUCGUCGACAAAUCUAUCGAAUCAAUGAAAAGAAUGUAUAGCUCACUAGUAAAAGCAUUGAAAGAUAAUGAAGCAGCUCAAGAAGAAGAGAGGCUAAAUGAACCACAAACAAAAACAAAGUCAUCAGUACCAUAUUUAAAAGAUGUGAUAUUCAUUGUGGUUGCAGAUAGAAUAAAUGAAAUUAACUAUGAAAAGGUGACAUCAAACUACAAUGAUGUGGAGCAAUGGAGAGUAUCGAAAGGUAUCAAGCACCAUUAUCUUACCUCUUCCAAAGCAAACUUUAACAUAAAUCAAAUAUUCCAAUCUAUGACAUUGGAGGUUUUAAAGAAUAGAUCAUUUAAUAAUUUAGAAAUAGAUCAUCAAACAGCAACAAAAUCAAAUGUAUCAAUAUCAUCAUCACCAUCAUCAUCAUCAGUUAUGUCAUCUUUAAUUUCGAAUUAUUGGUAUAAUUAA
Messenger RNA from Heterostelium album PN500, 1776 nucleotides. RefSeq lists its product as uncharacterized. The record is from RefSeq and is a predicted model, not a curated record. The transcript has 6 exons. Gene Ontology annotation, biological process: intracellular protein transport. Gene Ontology annotation, cellular component: endomembrane system. Bases 1 to 1776 code for a protein of 591 amino acids. Gene Ontology annotation, molecular function: GTPase activity. NCBI's taxonomy places the organism in Eukaryota, Evosea, Eumycetozoa, Acytosteliales, Acytosteliaceae.